Messenger RNA from Pseudomassariella vexata, 1329 nucleotides. RefSeq names its product DHH family protein. The transcript is spliced from 2 exons. The coding region runs from base 1 to 1329 and encodes 442 amino acids. The record is from RefSeq and is a predicted model, not a curated record. NCBI's taxonomy places the organism in Eukaryota, Fungi, Ascomycota, Sordariomycetes, Amphisphaeriales, Pseudomassariaceae.
AUGAAAAGAAGUGCGCCUUCAGACUUAAAGGCGGCGCCGAAAGCAAAGAAACCGCGCCCAGAAGUUCCGGAGUACCAUCUUAUCCCGUCGUUGGGAGAUAAUUCGGGCGAGGUUAUCUGGCCGGCUCCACAGAAGCAGAUUGAUGAUGCCCGCGACUUUAUAUUAGAAUGCGCAUCUGCCAAUAAGAAAGUCUUGAUUGUCCCUGAUAAAGACGCCGAUGGCCUGACCUCCGGCGCCAUUCUGCAGAAGACCUUGGUAUCGCUGGGCCUUGACCCAGCCUUGAUAUCGUCGCACCAUAUCUCCAAGGGGAGUAAUAUCCACGAGGACAAAGAGCGCACAGCCAUGGCUGCCUACAAGCCUGGCUAUGUCAUUGUCCUGGAUCAAGGCUCUCGUCGCUCACCGCCCGUCAUCGACGCUCCCCACAAGGCGCUAGUGAUAGACCACCAUCACGCCCUGGAGGAUGAGUUCCCUCAGGGCGCCCUGCACGUGACGGCAUGCAAUUCUCCUCCCGUGGCGACCAGCUCGCUGCUAACGUAUCUCAUCUGCGUUGAUUUGCAUGAGGAAGUUCAAAGCCAGUGUGACUGGCUGUGUGCAAUGGGCACUCAUGGCGACCUGGGGAAUACCCUGAAAUGGGAGCCGCCUUUUCCAGAAAUGAAGGCCACUUUCAAAAUGUAUACCAAGAAAGCCAUCAACGAUGCGGUGUCGCUCAUCAAUGCACCGCGACGGACGGCGGCGUUCGGGGUGCCAAACGCCUGGAAAGCGCUCAUCUCCGCUGCUACGCCUAAAGAACUCCUAGCGAAUCAAUCGCUUCUGGCCGCCAGAGCUGAGGUGAACGCCGAGGUGGAAAGGUGCACGCAUACAGCCCCCAAAUUCUCGAGCGACGGCAAAAUUGCCGUCUUCCGAAUCAACUCUGCUGCCCAGGUACACCCUUUGAUCGCGACGCGAUGGGCUGGUCAUCUUCAAUCGUCCAAGUUGGAAGUCAUUCUCGUCGCGAACGAGGGAUAUCUACCGGAUAUGGUGAACUUUUCCUGUCGUAUACCGCGGAGUGCGCGAGGUCGGAAUAUUCCAGUGAACAUCAUCGAGGUUUUGCAAGACAUUGUGGACAGGGCGCCUGACCCUUCACUACGAGCUCGUAUGGGCGAGUCAUUUGCCCGUGGGCACAAGGAGGCAAGUGGAGGGAUUGUGCCGAAGAAGGAGUUUGAGGAGUUGAUAGAUAUCCUAGAGAUUGGGAAGAAAGCCGAAAGUGGCAGUCCGGCAAAGUCCAAAGUCAAGAAUCCCGCCCCAAACCAAGUGAAUACCAUCAUGAACUAUUUUGGGAAGAAAAAUUAG